This is a messenger RNA of Venustampulla echinocandica, 1089 nucleotides long. RefSeq lists its product as uncharacterized. Gene Ontology annotation, cellular component: spindle midzone; chromosome, centromeric region; chromosome passenger complex. Gene Ontology annotation, biological process: mitotic sister chromatid segregation. Bases 1 to 1089 code for a protein of 362 amino acids. The transcript has 3 exons. The record is from RefSeq and is a predicted model, not a curated record. NCBI's taxonomy places the organism in Eukaryota, Fungi, Ascomycota, Leotiomycetes, Helotiales, Pleuroascaceae.
AUGGCACCAACGCGAUCGAAGAAGCGCAAGUCGACUGAAUCAACAGCCAGUUCUGUAGACAUGCAAAGCUUCCCAGCCCCCCCAAGAAUGGUACCGACCAAAACACGCAGCCCUAUACGGACACCUCCAUCGAAUAGAAGCCCUAUCAAAAAGGCCAGAGCCGGAAUUACACUGGGCCAAAAGCAAGCCCUCAUCGAUAAUUUGCAACUCGAGAUCACGGAACGCGCCAGAAAACUCCGCGCGCAAUAUAUGCUUCAAGCUCAAGGUCUCCGGACACGUAUUGAAAUUCGAGUUAAUCGGAUUCCCACAGCACUCCGUAGAGCGAAAAUGGGAGAACUACUGCAGAAGCAUAGCGAGACCGCUGCCAAGAGCACAAACAGGAACCCUCAACGAGUAGUCAAGGCCAAUUCUCCUGCGAAGAAUAGAAUGGAGGAUCUUCGUGAGCAAUCUCGAGCGAGCCCUUCACCACGACGAGCACCAAAGCGGCUAAGCGACGAAAUUUCUUCGAUUGACAAGGAGAAUGAAGAUGUUGAGAAUCCGAAGAAACGGCUUCGACCCGGCCCUCCUUCUCAUGGCUCAUCGCGGGAGAAAUUACAACCCUCUCAAGUACUAUCACCGAGAUCUGCGAACUCGAGAACUCUACCUCGGUCGCCAAUUCGCCCAUCUGGGCCACCUUCGAAGUCAGUUCCGGCCCGCCCAGCGUCCCCACUCAAACCCUCAGCAACAGGGGGUCCAUCAAGCAUGCUCACCAAUAUGGUUGAAAAGGCAAAAUCGACGCGAGGGCCAGCUGCACGGAAAGCACCAACAACUAUAGCUGCAACCGCAGGAGCGGGACGAGGGAGAAGAGCACCAGCGGCACCAGCACCAGCACCAAGGGCUGCGAGAGGGAGAGGUAGUGCGAUCAGUGACUCAAGCGAUUCGAGUAAUGCCACCGUUGUGAGAAAGCCUAUGCCGCCUAGGAAGGAACCUGCGAAGAGAACGGUUAUGAGUACGCUGAAAGGUAUGGGAGGUGGUGGUACUAGGAAGGCGCCAGCAGCCAAGGCCGCAGCUCCUGCUACGGGCACCAGAGUUCUCAGGAAGAGAAAUUGA